Messenger RNA from Clupea harengus (Atlantic herring), 6908 nucleotides. It is a transcript of the gene ca16b, whose product is annotated as carbonic anhydrase XVI b. The record is from RefSeq and is a predicted model, not a curated record. Gene Ontology annotation, molecular function: protein tyrosine phosphatase activity; protein binding. Gene Ontology annotation, biological process: protein dephosphorylation. Lineage: Eukaryota; Metazoa; Chordata; Actinopteri; Clupeiformes; Clupeidae.
UCUCCUCCCAUCCCGUGCUCUCUGUAUUCCUAAUUUUGCCACCAGAGCCCAAGCUCACAUGUCGGUUACUUCCUGGCGGAGAAGCACUGUUAAUGCAGGGUCCGCGAGACUCGCCGGCUGGGAGGACAGAGAACCUGCUCUAUGUUUACCCAUAGAACAGUUACAAGAAGCGAGUCAGUUGACCCUAACGGUCAGGAAUAUCUUGGGGGAAUGUUAGAAAAUCUAGUUUGCAAGGCAACACCAAGGGCUUAGUGUGUGCGUGGUGUACACUGAAUGUCCCUCAGACUACAAGGCAUUAUGAGUUGCGGCUCACCCCGCUAACAACUGAUGCCGAGCCCGCUACAGCCGUGACAUUUUCUCUGUCAAGUGCAUACAUAUAUUUUUUGUUGACGUUAAAUCUCACUUGUCAAUGGCUUUUGCCCGCGGUGCAUAUUCGGAUAUGCGAAGACCACUGGCAUCCUGCCGAUGCGGGAUCUUGUCUUCGAUUCUGUCGGCUCUCCUCGUUCUAUCGGGCAAUUGUGAUCCCGCGGUACCUCCGGGUCUAGAGCAUCGUGGGAGUGUGGCGGCGCCCAGAGAAAGGAGGGCAGCAGAAGAGCCUUACUGGGCAUACUCGGGGAGCCACGGGCCUGGGAGCUGGGCGUCGUCCUACCCAGAGUGUGCUGAGAUGAAUCAGUCACCGGUGGACAUCUCCGACAAGGACGCCCGCGUCUCCAGCGAGUGCCAAGAACUGACGCUGGAAGGGUUUGAAGUGCCGUCCUCCAACAAGACCUCUAUGAAGAACACAGGCAAGACAGUUUCCAUCCUGCUGAAGAAUGACUACUUUGUGAGGGGGGCAGGACUGCCUGGUCGCUUCAAAGCCGAGAAGAUGGUUUUCCACUGGGGUGGCAGCAGCGGCUCGACGGGCUCUGAACACAGCAUCAACGGUCGCAAGUUCCCUGUGGAGUUGCAGAUUUACUUGUACAACCCUGACGACUUUGACAGCCUGAGCGCAGCCAUCCAGGAGAAGCGCACCAUCGCUGCUAUGUCUGUGUUCCUUCAGGUGGGAAGUAAGGACAAUGUGGCAGUGGAGCCCAUCAUCACCGGCCUGAAGCGAGUGGUCCAUCACGAAAAGGAGACGUUCCUUGGGUCGUUCAUACUCCAAGAGCUGCUGCCGUCGUCGCUGGGCAGCUACUACCGCUACAUGGGCUCCCUCACCACACCUCCGUGCAGCCGGGUGGUGGAGUGGAUCGUCUUCAGCCAGCCCGUGUUCCUGUCGCACCAGCAGCUGGAGGCCUUCUACUCCAUCUUCACCACGGAGCAGCAGGACCACGUAAAGUCGGUGGAGUACCUCAGGAAUAACCACCGGCCCACGCAGGCCAUGGACAACCGGGAGGUUUUCAAGUCGGCUGUGAAGGACGCCUGGGCCUCAGACCCCAUGAUGGACAGCUACAGUGGGCCCUCUGGCACAGAGGCCUCCAAGGUGUGCAGUAGCACUCCGAGGAACAUGAAGGUGUACUCCCUGAACCAAACAGCCCUGGUGGUGCACUGGGAUCGGCCCGCCACUAUCUACCACCCACCCAUUGUCAGCUUCCUGGUAUCCUACAGCUGGGUAAAGGAUGACGUGGCCUAUGAGAAGACCUUCUUCACCAAGAAUGGGGACCAUAACACGAGGGCAGUCAUCACACAUGUGUCUUCAGACUUCCUCUAUCUAUUCCGGGUGCAAGCAGUGUGUCUGAAAGAUCUCCGUAGCGACUUCAGCAAAACAUUGCUCUUCAUAGAUAAUACCACCAGGAUGUUCGAAGGAUCCAGAAUAGUGAAAACUGGAAUGCCCACUGUCUCUCCAGCCUCCUCAGCAGACAUGGCCCCCAUCAGCUCAGGUUCCUCCACAUGGACCUCCUCUGGCCUCCCUUUCUCCUUUGUCUCCAUGGCGACCGGCAUCGGCUCUCCGUCCAGCGGAGGGCAGGCCACCGUGGCGUCUGUGGUGACCAGCACCCUACUAGCAGGCCUGGGCUUCAGUGGUGGGGUCAUAUCCUCCCUCCCAGGAUCCCUGUUUUCCACCCAGGCCCCACCGUCCAGCCCCUCCCCGACACGCCAGGCAGCUAAGGCCUCUUCGGAGACCGCGGCGUCUGACUCCAACGCCCUCCCAGCUGAGGGCAACGAGGUGCCAGCGCAGGACGAGCAGGAGGAGGAAGGUGACGAGGACGAGGACGAGGAGGGUGACGAGGAGAAAGGAGAAGAUGACAGGAAAGAGAAGAACGAAGCUGACGCAGAGCGGGACAAAACGAAGAGGAAACCCAGCAAGGGGAAAGAGACUGUCUCGCCUUUCCCGACCUCUCAAGAGCGAGAGCAGGGAGGGCCUGGAACUCAGGGCGACCCCUCACCAGCGCCCCCUGGUGGCCCAGAGGACCAGCUGGAGCAGGUUACCCUGAGCCCGCCGGUGGAGCACACCACACUCGCCAUGUGGGAGGAGGAGGAGGAGAACAGCACGGCCGAGAUGCAGCUCCCCAGCAGCCCGACCCGUACGCCCCAGCUCGUCAGCAGGGACCGCAACCACUGGCCCUUCCCUGUUCACACUGAUGGGAAUAGCCUCCUGAACGUGACCAGGAACCCUGUGUCCGUGUCGGGCAUGAUGGAGUGGAUCAUGCCCCUGAUGGUGGUGUCCGUGCUCACGCUCUUCUGCCUCAUUCUGCUGAUGACGGUGCUGGUGUACUGGAGGAGGUUUUUUCAGAGUGCUCAUUUCUUUGUGGAGGACAGCGGCUCCCCCCGCCUCGUCUCGAGCGACAGCUUCCCAGUUUUAUCUGUCCAAGAUGACCAGGAGGCUAUCUCUAUCAGCCAGUUCCUCAAACAUAUCAUGGAGCUCUACUCAAACAACCAGCGUGGCUUCACGGAGGAGUUUGAGGAGGUCCAUCAAUGCACAGCGGACAUGAAGCUGGUGUCAGAGCAUUCCAAUCACCUUGACAACAAGCACAAAAACCGAUACAUCAACAUUGUUGCCUAUGACCACAGCAGGGUGAAAUUACAACCUUUGCCUGGAAAGGAUUCCAAACACACUGACUACAUCAACGCCAACUAUAUAGACGGAUAUAAAAGAACAAAGGCCUACAUCGCAGCCCAGGGUCCCCUGAAGGCCACCUUUGAAGACUUCUGGAGAAUGAUCUGGGAGCAGAACACCAGGAUCAUCGUCAUGAUUACCAACCUGGUGGAGAAAGGCCGGAGAAAAUGUGACCAAUACUGGCCCAAUGAGAACAGUGAGGAGUAUGGGAACAUCGUGGUGACUCUGAAGAGCACUAAAGUGUGUGCCUGCUACACAAUCAGACAGUUUCUUAUACGAAACACUAAGGCUAAAAAGGGACAGAAAGGUCGGCCUCACGAGCGUGCAGUGGUGCAGUAUCAUUACACGCAGUGGCCUGAUAUGGGGGUUCCAGAGUACACCCUCCCCGUCCUCACCUUCAUCAGACGCUCCUCCAUUGCCUGCACCUCCCGCACGGGCCCCGUCCUGGUGCACUGCAGUGCCGGGGUUGGGCGAACUGGCACAUACAUCGUCAUUGAUAACAUGCUGAGGCAGAUGAGAGACAAGGGCACAGUUAAUGUCCAGGGGUUCCUCAAACACAUCCGCACCCAACGCAACUACCUAGUACAGACUGAGGAGCAGUACAUCUUCAUCCAUGACACCCUGAUGGAGGCCGUCUUGGCCACAGAGACAGAGGUGCCCAUGUGGCAGCUUCCUGCCUACGUCGGUGGCCUCCUCACACCAGACAUGAGCUACAGGUCCCAAAUGGAGAGGCAGUUUAAGCUGGUGAUGCAGUGUAAUGCUCAUUUUGUUGACUGCUUCAGUGCACAAAAGGACUACAACAAGGAGAAGAACCGCAACUCCUCUGUGGUGCCCUCGGAGCGGGCUCGCGUAGGACUGGCACCUCUCCCUGGCAUGAAGGGCACCGACUACAUCAAUGCCUCUUACAUCAUGGGUUAUCGUCGUAGCAAUGAGUUCAUCAUCACCCAGCAUCCUUUACCCCACACAACUAUGGACUUCUGGAGGAUGAUCUGGGACCACAAUGCUCAAGUCAUUGUCAUGCUUCCAGACAACCAUGGCUUGACUGAAGAUGAGUUUGUUUACUGGCCCAGCCGGGAAGAGGCCAUGAACUGUAUGGUGUUCACCGUCACCCUUAUCAACAAAGACAGGCUGUGCCUUUCCAGUGGAGAGCAGAUCAUCAUUCAUGACUUCAUCCUGGAGGCUACACAGGAUGACUAUGUGCUGGAAGUGCGGCACUUCCAGUGUCCUAAAUGGCCUGACCUAAAUGCCCCCAUUAGCAGCACAUUGGAGCUGGUUAACAUGAUCAAAGAAGAGGCCCUUACUCGGGACGGACCUACUAUUGUCCAUGAUGAGUAUGGGGCGUUUUCUGCCGGCCUGCUCUGUGCACUCACCACGCUGUCUGAUCAGAUGGAGAGCGAGAAUGCUGUGGAUGUGUAUCAGGUGGCCAAAAUGAUCAACCUUAUGAGGCCAGGCGUCUUUACGGACAUUGAGCAGUAUCAGUACCUUUACAAAGCUAUGCUCAAUAUGGUCAGCUGCACAGAGAAUGGACUCUGGCCUAUAUAUGCAGAGAGGAAUGGCAUAGCAGUCAUCACAGACCACCCUGCAGUGAGCAUGGAAUCACUUGUGUGAACAACAAACAAGAAAAGCAUUUCUUGAGGCCUUUUUUUCUCCAGACUACUGGUCAAACAAAAAAAAACUAAACCCAGUGACUUUUUAUACAGAUUAUACAGAUGAAAGGAACUUUUUGAUAUUUAUUUUUGCUGCUUUUUUGUUAUCCUGCUGAUUGUCUGUAUCUGUUGUACUGUUCACGAAAACAAAAUGCAGCUCUGUCUAUUUUGCACUAUACUGUCAGUGUUACUGCCUAUACAUGGUCAAUUACAGACUGUGACGUCCCAAAACAUUGGAUGAGCUCUGUCUGCCUGUUCAUCUUUGGUGGUCACUGACUGAAAGGAGUCAGUGCGGUUGAGUUUGACAAGAACAAGGAUGACCAUCCUCCCUCAUCUCAAGCAGCCCUCAGCACAGCACAGCUUAGCAGCAGAGCACAGCGUCUACAGUAUGCUACCGAUCUGGCCCACCCGUGGGGAGUCCCAGCGUUUUAGUUCAAUGUUGUGUUUCGUCAUCUAAAUAGACUUUGAGAUAAAAUAUGAUCUGAUAUCAUCAGAAUGUACAUUUCUCACUUUCCAAACAGGGAGCCAAAACAGGCCCCUUAGGUUGGAUAAGUGUUUCUUUUGUCUUUCAUUUUAUUUUGAUAUUUAUUUGAAUAACAUGUUUCAUUUUAUAUCUAACUUAUACAUGUUUUUCUAAUUAGUAUUAUAACACAUAGUAUGGACUUUACUGUUUUAUGGCAAAAGUUCUGUUGUUUUGUAAAUAUAAAUAUAUUGAUCAUGUCUACCUGUAUUUUGUACAUUUCAGCUGUGCUCUGUUCCACUAUCAGUAAUAUAUUUGAUUGAAAAUCGUGGCCUGCACUAUUUUAUCCAUCUUUGUAGCUCUAUUCCAGUAGGUGGUGUUUGCCUAUAAAUUAUAUGAUAUACAUUUCAAAGACAACAUGAAAAGGUUUAUCGACAAUAAGGUCAACAAGUAUUGUGAAAAUGGUUCAACUUGAAAUUCAUUCAUCAUAUAUAUAUACAUAUAUAUUCAGUCUGAAAAUCCUUAUGAUAUAAACCAUUAAGAUGCACAAUGCAGUAAGGGCCUUUUCUCCCUCUUUUUCCAUAUGUCCUUGAUGUCCUUGAGCGUCAGUAGGCCUCCAGUUAGUGCCACCAUAUUUUCCAUGUAUCCAAGACAGUAAAGAUUAGUCCUUCAUACCAAAGAUAUGAUUGGCUGCUUUCCUUGAGAGUGAUUAACUCAAGAUUAUAUUGCAUUUAUGGUCAAGAAUUUUCAUGUAAUCUUAAAUUUGGUAAAAACAACACAUCUGCACACAGCACAUUCUGCAAACAUCAGAGAACAGAGUUCUUGAAAUUAAAUUGUGCCUACCAAAGUAUCUACUAGAAAAAGUAUGCCUUUUAUUUUGCUUAAAACCACACUGCACAGCAGAGGACACACCAUUGCAACACUGUUUUGAACCACAGAUUGUGAUGUUAAUCCUCUUCAUGAUUUUCAUGAUACUGGAAGUUGGAAGACUGCUGCCCUCUAAAGCCUAAAGCUGAUGCUGAGUCGAAUCAAUUGAGGAGCAGUGCAUUUCACUAGACAUUAUACCGAUUUUGAUUUCACACAAUGCCACAAAAACUGUUGUAGCUGUUGUUUCAAACCAGUGCAACAGAAAACCUGCCAAUCAAAAUGAAAAUGGUCAGAUACAGAACAGAUGAAGACAACUGAUCUUUUUAAGUUUAAUUAAAUAAUUUUAAAAUUCCUCCAGCUCUAUUGUGAUACAAAAGCGGAGUCAAACCUGAUAUAGGAAUCGCUGAACAGGUAGGCAUAACACAUAAUACAUAAAAGCAAACACCAUACCAAACAUCAUACAUACAUAAUUUGUUGGGUUGGUAAAUUGCAUUUGGCAUUGCAUUUAAUUUAAUAACACCCAUAAUGUUAAGCUGCCUAAUGUGCCUCUACUUCCGUGCUUAUCAAUAAACUGAUUCAAGUUCAGCAACAUUUCCUAUGAUUUACCUGAUACAUUUUUGAUCUCCUGCAGGUAAUUGCUGUGUUUAUUUCUUUUUGUUUGGUUUGACCCUUUAUUUGGCUCAUCACCCAUAUACCAUGAUUAGUUUGGGUCAUUGGUAUAAUACCGCCUUUACAUUAGGCCACAAGGCAAACUACUUUAAAAAAAGCUGCUGUGUGGGAGAGGCUACCUAUAUGGAUUUAUUAUGUGAACAAAGUGGAGUGCUUCGUUCUAGCCUGUGGUCAUUACACACCAAGAGAGUCACCUAUCUUUAAUUUUACAAUAAAAAGUGCAUGCCCAGUAAAA